Messenger RNA from Oncorhynchus masou masou (cherry salmon), 5192 nucleotides. Its product is annotated as SANT and BTB domain regulator of class switch recombination-like. NCBI's taxonomy places the organism in Eukaryota, Metazoa, Chordata, Actinopteri, Salmoniformes, Salmonidae. The transcript has 20 exons. The record is from RefSeq and is a predicted model, not a curated record. Bases 508 to 4236 code for a protein of 1242 amino acids.
CAACGCAACAUACGAUUUUUUUUUUGGGGGGGGGACGUUAAAACGACUGGCGGUUCGUUAUCUAAACGUCAUUACCGAGCGUUUUAGGGUGUUUCCAUCCCGUUUGCAAUGCUGAUUGAAUGUCUUGUCUGUCCAUCAACUCGUCCCCGGGAUGAUACUGCAGAGAGAGUGCCGCUAGCUCGGUAGUAGCAUUGGCGUUAAACGUGGAUGACGGCAACUGUACACCGGAACGUCCUAUCAUCCGGACCACAGAAGAAUCAGGUGUCAUCAUUGAAUCAGUAAGAUGCAAGAUAACCGUACAGCCAACUAGAUACUCUAAUACAAACGUAUCGUAUUUAGCUUCUUGUACAGUGAUGUGCACUAUAGGUAGCUAGCUUGCUAGAAUAAGCUGCUGACAAAAAAUGCCAUUGCAUUUGCGUUGGACAGUUCGACGACAGCCAAAGGGGCCUCUUCCAAGGGACGACACUCCAUCCUUGUUACAAGAAGAUAAUUGACGUCGCCAAAAACAUGAGUCGUUACUGCACCCUGAACAACAACUUUCCCAAUGACAACAACCUCCUGGCCCUGGACAUGGUGCUGAGCUCUCUCUGGAGCAUUCCACAGCCCAUCAACUGGGACAACGUGGCCAUGCUGGUCCCUGGCUUCACACCCAAGGAGUGUGCGCAGAGGUUCGAGGAGCUGAAGAGCACCGGAGGGUUCCAUCACGUGGACGACCAAUGCAACGCGCUGACGGCAGGAGGCUCCUCCCCUGUGGACUACAUCAAAUCCACACUAUUGGACACCACGGGAGACGUGGGGGAGACGCGGACCAAUCAGAGCUCCAUCUCAGUGACGGGCCUGGCAGUGGACCCCUCAAGAGGAAGCUCGGUGGAGAAGGAGAGCAGGGAGUCUGCAGAGGAGGGCGAGAAGCCCCAGGAGGGGAAAGGGCCCAACAUGGUGAUCCACGUGUGUGACGAGGCUAAGAACCUGAAGCAGGACUUCAUGUGUCCCCGUGACCUUCUGAUCAACGAGAUGCGUUACUUUGCUGAGUACCUCUCUGUUGACACCCAGCGCUGGGAGGAGGUGGACAUCUCUGUGCACUGUGACGUGCAGAUCUUCGACUGGCUCAUGAACUACGUCAAGAGGCACAAAAUGGCCGUCGAUGGCAACAAUGACAAACCCAAGCUCGAGCCCAGCAAUGUGAUCUCAAUCCUCAUCUCCUCCGAGUUCUUGAAGAUGGACACGUUAGUGGAGGAGUGCAUCCAGUACUGUCACAAGCACAUGAGUGCCAUCGUGGCCACACCCUGCAACAUGAACUGCAUCAACAGUAACCUGGCAGCGGACAUGUCUGACCUCUUCAGCCACAACGAGGCAGACGACAUCACGGACAGAAAAGACAAGUUCAAAAGUAAGUUAUUCCAGAAGAAAAUAGAGAGUCUCUUCGAUCCUGACUAUAAGAACCGGGACUCCCCAGGCAACGCAUCAUCUCUGUACAGGUGUGGUCUGUGCCUGAAACUGCUGACUAAGGACACAGAGCGGAAGAUCUCCUGCAUCCCAGGGAAGAUCAACAUCAACCCUCGAGGAGACAUCACCUACACUCACAGCAGGCUGAAGAGAUGGGAGGUCCAUGAUCUAUCACUACCUCUGGUCUGUAGGCAGAAGAGAUGGGAGGUCCAUGAUCUAUCACUACCUCUGGUCUGUAGGCAGAAGAGAUGGGAGGUCCAUGAUCUAUCACUACCUCUGGUCUGUAGGCAGAAGAGAUGGGAGGUCCAUGAUCUAUCACUACCUCUGGUCUGUAGGCUGAAGAGAUGGGAGGUCCAUGAUCUAUCACUACCUCUGGUCUGUAGGCAGAAGAGAUGGGAGGUCCAUGAUCUAUCACUACCUCUGGUCUGUAGGCUGAAGAGAUGGGAGGUCCAUGAUCUAUCACUACCUCUGGUCUGUAGGCAGAAGAGAUGGGAGGUCCAUGAUUACAUGACAGAACUGUAUGAGGAGCUGAAGUCCUGGGUGUUGGUCUACUGGAGGAUCUGGGGAACCAUCAACCACCUCACCUGCUCCCACUGCCAACAGGUGUUUGUGUGUGCGGAGCUGUCCCACUGUCGGUAUCACCCAGAGGUUGUGUUGUACCCAGGCAUGGGGACAGAGCAGGGCUGGCACGGGACGGGCAUCUACCCCUGCUGCAACCAGAGGACGCUACGCUUUGACCCCACCGGCAUGCCCAAGGGCUGUAAGAUGCGGGACCACAUAGUGAAUGUGUCAGACAGUGGAGACUGUACCGGGGACCACCAGGUGAUCUCAGCCCAGACCAGACUGCUCAACGACCUGCUACUACACAGAGAGACGGUGUGUGUACCCAACACACCCCUACCAGAGACAGGGCCUGGAGACUCCCCCUCCAGUGGUUCAGAGAGGGGGGAGCGGCUACUGGACUGUGACAUCCUGGUAGAGCCGGGCCUUCUGGGACUUCAGAGAGGAGAGGGCACCACUUUUUCCCUGUUGAAAAACUGGAGCCGGCAACUGAGGCAGCAGACGCUGCUGUCUGAGGAUGAGGAGUAUACCACGGGGUCAGAGGUCACUGAGGAUGAGGUGGGGGAUGAAGAGGAGGCCAGCAAGAAACAAGCUGCUAAGAAGGCCAAGAAGUUGAGCAAACCUUUGAAGAGGCAGAUGUCCUCACCCAAUUUCCAUCGCAAAGAGAAAGCAGUGGAGAAAACCCCUUCGAGGGACAACACUCCAUUCAGAGUGAGUGCCCAGAAGAGUAAAUGGGACAGCUCUCGCUCCAUUCGCUACAACCAAGACGCCCAAAGAGAGGAAGGUACACAGGCCUCAGUUAACUUUGUGUGUUCAGAUAGUUGUGUGCAAUCUAAUUGUUCUCUCUUUCUCUCACCCCCUCUCUCUCUCACUCUCUCUCACCCUCUCUUACCCUCUCUCUCUCUUUCUCACCCUCUUACCCUCUCUCUCUCUUUCUCACCCUCUCUCUCUCACCCUCUCUCUCUCACUCUCCUCCACCCUCUCUCUCUCACCCUCUCUUACCCUCUCUCUCUCUUUCUCACCCUCUCUUACCCUCUCUCUCUCUUUCUCACCCUCUUACCCUCUUUCUCUCUCUCUCUCUCUCUCACCCUCUCUCUCCCCCUCUCACCCUCUCUCUCUCACCCUCUCUCUCACCCUCUCUCUCUCACCCUCUCUCUCACCCUCUCUCUCUCACCCUCUCUUACUCUCUCUCCCUCUCUCACUCUCUCACUCUCUCUCUCACCCUCUCUUACCCUCUCUCUCUUUCUCACCCUCUCUCUCUCUCUCACCCUCUUACCCUCUCUCUCUUUCUCACCCUCUCUCUCACACCCUCUCUCACUCUCCUCCACCCUCUCUUACCCUCUCUCUCACCCUCUCUCUCACUCUCCUCCACCCUCUCUCUCUCACCCUCUCUUACCCUCUCUCUCUCUCACCCUCUCUCUCUCUCUCUCCUCCACCCUCUCUCUCUCACCCUCUCUUACCCUCUCUCUCUCUCUCUCUCUCACCCUCUCUCUCUUACUCUCUCUCUCUCACCCUCUCUUACUCUCUCUCUCCACCUCUCUCUCUCUCUCCACCUCUCUCUCACUCUCUCUUUCUCUCACCCCCUCUCUUUCUCACCCUCUCUCUCACACCCUCUCUCUCUCUCUCUCUCAUACACUCUCUCUCACACCCUCUCUCUCUCUCAUACACUCUCUCUCACCCCUCUCUCUCUCACCCCCUCUCUCUCUCUCACCCCCUCUCUCUUUCUCUCACCCCCUCUCUCUCUCUCUCUCAUACACUCUCUCUCCCACCCCCUCUCUCUCUCACCCCUCUCUCUCUCACCCCCUCUCUCUCUCUCACCCUCUCUCUUUCUCUCACCCCCUCUCUCUCUCUCUCUCAUACACUCUCUCUCCCACCCCCUCUCUCUCUCUCACCUCUCUCUCUCUCACCCCCUCGCUCUCUCUCACCCUCUCUUACCCUCUCUCUCUCUCUUACCCCCUUUCUCCCUUUCACCCUCUCUCUCUCUCUCACACUCUCUCUCUCUCCCUCCCUCCAGACCAGCGGCGUAUGGUGGAGAUCAUUGGUCAUCUGACUAAGAUUAGGUUCGGAGAUCAGGAACAGAGGAAGUCCAAGGACACUAAAGACCGUGCAGCAGGGAUCUACUCCAGGCUAGAGGCCCAGUUCAAGUCCUCCUCCCAGGCCAGGGGACGACAGAGUGGCCCUGAGAAGACCCUCAGAGUGAAGCCACGCUUCAGCCAAGCUCGAACCACAUAGAUAUUGGAAAGAGGAGGCGGGAAGGAGGAAGACAAGAGGGAGAAGAGGAGGGAAGGAGGAAGACAAGAGGGAGAAGAAGAAGAAGAAGAAGAAGAAGAGGAGGAGGGAAGGAGGAAGACAAGAGGGAGGAGGGAAGGAGGAGGGGGGAAGGAGGAAGACAAGAGGGAGGAGGGAAGGAGGAAGACAAGAGGGAGAAGAGGAGGAGGAGGGAAGGAGUAAGACAAGAGGGAGAAGAGGAGGAGGAGGGAAGGAGGAAGAAGAGGAGGAGGGAAGGAGGAAGAGGAUGGAAGGAGGAAGACAAGAGGGAGAAGAGGAGGAGGACAAGAGGAUGAAGGAAAAGAGAGGAAGAGGGAGGAAAUCAGUGGAGCAAAAUGGGUCCUGAUGGGUCCUGGCAACCUGGCAGCAGCUCACCCUCUCAACCCCAUCUUGCUCCACUGUGCCCCUGUUAAAUAAUAUUAUUCAUAAAGAGCCUAAGAGUAGGAGUGCUGAUCUAGGAUCAGUUUGUCCUCUUAGAAUAUACUGAAUGCACAGGGGAGACCUGAUCCUAGAUCAGCCCUCCUCCUCUGAGAUACUUGAUAGAUACAGGCCCUGGUCCUGCAUUGGUCGUCUUUAGUUCAGGAGGCCUUUCUAGCCCACUUAGAACCCAGUCCAGCCCGUCAGCCUGACUCAGGUGACUUUGUAUCGAUCACAUCUCCUCCCACCUCCCAUUAACUCUAUAUUACAAUGCAAUAGGUCACCUAGCUCUAAAUCUGUAUGCCAUAGAAUAUAAUAGACUUUAACAUAGAAGCUACCUUGUGGUGAGUAAUAGGAGUGGUGAGCAGUAGGUAGAUGAUGGUGAAUGAAAUGCCCGUUGUUUCUAUUUCUAUAUCUGUCUGUGUUGGCCGUAUCGCACACUACUGGGACUAAGAGGACAUGGGUGGACGAGGCAGUCAUAAAUAAAAGUUACAUUCCCACCA